Molecule: messenger RNA, 1563 nt
Organism: Myodes glareolus (Bank vole)
Lineage: Eukaryota; Metazoa; Chordata; Mammalia; Rodentia; Cricetidae
Product: regucalcin-like
Biological process (GO): L-ascorbic acid biosynthetic process
Molecular function (GO): enzyme regulator activity; gluconolactonase activity; calcium ion binding
Source: RefSeq, a predicted model, not a curated record
AGCACAGACCUUGGCAGAGGACAAGGGGGAGGGUUGGGAGGCAGGAGUGGCAGACACCACCCAAAGCAGCCUCCAGGUCCAGAGGCUCCAGGUGAGGUCUGAGCCCUGGGAGCUGAGAGUCCACAAGAGGUGCAGAUAGCUGGGUAACUACCAGGGCUUCAGGUAGGGAGUGAGGGGGCUCCUGAGCCAUCCUAGGGAGUUGGGGUGUUUCUAGGACUUCCUGGGAGCAUGGGUGUCUUUUAUGGACAUGGGAGGCUCCUGGGGACGUGAGGGGCUUCUGGACCUCCCUGGGGACAUAGGGGCCUCUUGGGGGCAUGAGGGAACUUCCUGGGGGAAUGAGGAGCUCCUGGGCACCUCUUAUCCCAGCAAAGGCCCUGACAGGUCGGGUGUGCCAGCCCUAGGCUCUUCCUGGGUCCGGUGAUGACUCAGGUGGAGAAAGGAGACCUGUCCUGGCAGGUACAGUUUAUCCCGCAGCCUCCCCAGGUGCCAUGGCGUCCCCCAGGGCUGAUGUACAGGCAGUGGUCACCGAGAGGCACCGGAUGGGUGAAUGUCCUGUGUGGGAGGAGGCGACAGGGCAGCUUGUUUAUGUGGACAUCCACGCGCAGACUGUGUGUCGCUGGAGCCCGCACAGUGGGCAGGUGCAGGCAGUGAGCCUGGGACACCGCGUGGGCUGUGUGGCCCUGCGCGGUCGGGAAAAGGACAGCUACGUGGUGGCCGCUGGCACCCGCCUGGGCCUCCUGGACUGGGAUUCGCAGCAGGUUACAUGGGUGGCACAGCUGGACAGACACAGGCCACACAACCGGUUCAACGAUGGCAAGGCUGACCCCGCGGGGAGGUUCGUGGCAGGCACCAUGCCUGAGCCCUCUGCACCUGGUGUCUGGGAGCCGGCCCAGGGCUCGUUGUACUCACUGCAGGGGAACCACUCGGUGCUGUGCCUGGCCGACCGGCUUGGCAUCCCCAACGGGCUGGACUGGUCUGCUGACCACCGCACCUUCUACCACGUCGACAGCCUGGACUACGCGGUGCACGCGUAUGACUAUGACAUGCAGGCCGGCACCAUCAAGAACCGCCGACUCGUGUACCAGCUGCCGCGGGGUCGGGCCAUGCCCGAUGGUCUUUGUGUAGACAGUGCAGGGACACUGUGGGUGGCCUGUAUCGAUGGUGGCAAGGUCAUUCAAGUGGACCCGCAGACAGGCUUCUGUCUGCGCACCCUGGACCUGCCCGUGUCCAGGGUCACAUCCUGCUGCUUCGGGGGCCCCGACUAUACAGAACUGUACGUGACUUCGGCGGCAGAUGGGCUGAGCCCCGAGCAGCUGCAGCGGGAGCCCCAGGCGGGACACGUGUUCAAGGUCUCGGGCCUGGGCAUUUGUGGACGUCCAUGCUUUCCCUUCGUGGGCUGAGGUCGCAUGCACGUGCAAAUGUGCCUCCCAGAACGGUUCGAAAGGCGCCUGUUGUUCCAACGCAGGGUGACUCGCUCACCAAGCACUGCAACCUCAGUGUAACCUUCCGGAAUCGACACCUCCUCCCCUUCAUAACCUUAAAUGCUGCUGUAAUGUAAACUGA